This is a messenger RNA of Mustela lutreola (European mink), 2740 nucleotides long. RefSeq names its product serine/threonine kinase 33 (gene STK33). The coding region runs from base 551 to 2116 and encodes 521 amino acids. Gene Ontology annotation, biological process: protein phosphorylation; mitotic DNA damage checkpoint signaling. Gene Ontology annotation, molecular function: ATP binding; protein serine/threonine kinase activity. The record is from RefSeq and is a predicted model, not a curated record. NCBI's taxonomy places the organism in Eukaryota, Metazoa, Chordata, Mammalia, Carnivora, Mustelidae. Gene Ontology annotation, cellular component: cytoplasm; nucleus. The transcript has 15 exons.
UCGGUCCCGGCUGUUGCCGUGGCAACGCGCCGGCAAACCGGCCGCAGGGCCUCCCGCUGCGGGCGGGCCCGCCUCCCCUCCCAGUGUCUCCCCGGGCCCAGCCGUUGGGACCCCAUUUCUCCCGGGGUCCGGGGUCCGAGGUUUGGGGUGGUCCCAGUCGGCCCCGUUCAGCUCCACCUUCUCACCUCACCCAUCCUGGGACCUGCCCCUUUUUGGAAGUUUAAAGUGAACUGACUGUAGGGACUUGGAAGAAAAAGGGCAGGAGGUAAGAGGCAAAUGGCUAAGGCAGAAGAAGGAGGCAGAGUGAUUCUGAAAGCCUGCAGGGAGAAGCUGUGACCUCCUUUUCGUACUCCAUUGCACCAAGUUAGCCCAGCAUUUCCAGGGGUCUCAUGUGUGAAUGUAGGUGUAGUGCAUCAUUACCCUGAGGACCUCACCAACUGGAAGUUACAGUUUUCACCAUCAGCUUACCUCAUCACAUUUGGUCUGGUUCUUUUCCUCAAAGAGUGGAAACUUCUUUCUUUCAAGUUGCUUUUGUUGCAGAGUUAAGCAAAUGGCCAAUAGUGGCUCUGAUAAAAAAUCCACAAAAUGCUCCAACUGUUCAUCUACUUCUAAGAAAGGUUCACUUUUGGUAUGUCCAUGUAAAUCAAGGCUUUCUCCGAUGUCUGUGGUGGAAAUGUCCCAAGGAUCAAGCAUUGGCAGCUCAGAGUUUAUGGUUUCCCCGGAGAGGAAAAAAGAAAACCAAGCCAGCACAGAUAGUUCCUCUGGGAAAGAUAUGCCCUCAAAAACCUCAAAUGUGGAGAGAAAACCAUCUCAACAACAGUGGAGUCGGGGCAACAUUACAGAAGGAAAGGUUCCUCACAUAAGGAUGGAAAAUGGAGCUGCUAUUCAGGAAUUCUAUACCUUUGGAAAAAUAUUGGGACAAGGGAGCUUUGGAAUGGUCAUUGAAGCCACAGACAAGGAAACAGACACUAAGUGGGCAAUUAAAAAAGUGAACAAAGAAAAGGCUGGAAGCUCUGCUGUGAAGUUACUCGAACGGGAGGUGAACAUCCUAAAAAGUGUGAAACACGAACACAUCAUACAUCUGGAACAAGUGUUUGAGACGCCCAAGAAAAUGUACCUGGUGAUGGAGCUUUGUGAGGAUGGAGAACUCAAAGAAAUUCUGGAUAGGAAAGGGCAUUUCUCCGAGAAUGAGACAAGGUGGAUCAUUCGAAGUCUCGCAUCAGCUAUAGCCUAUCUGCACAGUAAAGAUAUAGUACAUAGAGAUCUAAAACUGGAAAACAUAAUGGUUAAAAGCAGCUUUAUUGAUGAUAACAAUGAAAUGAACUUAAACAUAAAGGUGACUGAUUUUGGCUUAGCAGUGAAGAAGCACGGAAGGAGUGAAGCCAUGCUGCAGACCACAUGUGGGACUCCUAUCUAUAUGGCCCCUGAAGUUAUCAAUGCCCAUGACUACAGCCAGCAGUGUGACAUUUGGAGCAUAGGUGUCAUAAUGUACCUUCUAUUAUGUGGAGAACCACCCUUUUUGGCAAGCUCAGAGGAGAAGCUUUUUGAGCUAAUAAGAAAGGGAGAACUACGUUUUGAAGAUCCAGUCUGGGAAUCCAUAAGUGAUUGUGCUAAAAGUGUUUUGAAACAGCUUAUGAAAGUAGAUCCUGCUCACAGAAUCACAGCUAAGGAACUACUAGAUAACCAGUGGAUAACGGGCAAUACGCUUUCUUCAGCAAGACCAACCAAUGUGUUAGAAAUGAUGAAGGAGUGGAAAAAUAACCCAGAAAGUGAUGAGGAAGACACGACAGAUCAAAAGGACAACUGGUCCGUUCAAGAAAAGCUGAAAGGUUACCAACGCCGCAGCCCCAGAGGAAACGCCCAGGAUAUCAGUAGCACUUCAGAUGAAGAGGAGGAGAAACAGUCCACUGUUUAUGAAAAGAAAUUUCCUGUGACCUAUAAGAAGGAAAAGGUGGACAACUUGGACACGAAGUAUACAAGUUCCAUAUCUAGUAGACACCUUCCGGCAGGAUUCAAGGGAGAACCAGAGAAAUCCCCCAUGACUUCAAGCCAAGCAAGGGCAACCAAGUACAUUGCUAAGUCCAAUGCCCUGCCCAGAACCAAAAAGAAACUCUAAGUGUUCUUCACCAAUGCGUAGUACAAACACAGAGCUGCUCUUUCUGGCGCUAAGACAAGGAGAUGGGAGUGAAGAAGACAGGACUAUGUUGAGCUUUGAGCCUUUUAGCCCCACUGAGCCCUGCCAUGGGUCUGCGCCAGCUGAAAUGCGAAGCCAGGUGACCCUGGCAGCCUGAUGCGAAAGGCCCACCGGCCCUGGGCUUGAUGGGGGGCUGCGGCUGAAAUCAACCCAAGAGGUUUUCAAGAGUAGUUUAGAGGAGCACAGACCCUCAAAGCAAGGCGGUGGGCAUGCCUGCUCAGUUUCACUUCAGAUUCUUAUAUUUAGGCACAAUUAUUUGUAGGAGAAAAUGAGAGCCAAAUAUGGCAAUGGAGGUUCUGAAUAAUUAUGUGCACUUGGCACUAGAAGAUUUUGUUAGGAAAUCACUAAUAAACUUGCCAUAGGCAUAUACCAGCAGAAGCGCUUCAGCCAUUCACAUGUGUUCUUGUGAUUUUAGGUUGCUAUAGAGUAUUUAAGAUAACUUAUUUUAAAUGUAGAAAAAUAGGAGAUUUUGUAACUGCUUGCCAUUAACUUGCUGCUAAAUUCCCAAUAUAUUGAUUGACUCAAUAAAAAAACAGAUGUUACCCA